This is a messenger RNA of Fopius arisanus, 2652 nucleotides long. It is a transcript of the gene GlyS, whose product is annotated as glycogen [starch] synthase. Gene Ontology annotation, molecular function: alpha-1,4-glucan glucosyltransferase (UDP-glucose donor) activity. The record is from RefSeq and is a predicted model, not a curated record. NCBI's taxonomy places the organism in Eukaryota, Metazoa, Arthropoda, Insecta, Hymenoptera, Braconidae. The transcript has 5 exons. Bases 311 to 2389 code for a protein of 692 amino acids. Gene Ontology annotation, biological process: glycogen biosynthetic process. Gene Ontology annotation, cellular component: cytoplasm.
GGGCCAAAUUCGAAUUUCACGUUGUGAACAUGCGCCAUCUGCUGAAUUCAUGAUAAUCCAUGAAUGAAACAUGUGCAUAGAAGUAUUUCAAUAUACAUUUGUAAGACCGAAAGAGACGAAACUGUGACCUUCCUGGUGGCCCUCAUGACCUUCAUUCUCAGAAGAUUUUAAGAUCUGAGCACUCAGCACCUAUCCCGUUGAUUUCAAUUUUCUGAGUCAAGAAUUCAGCGAAAAAAAAACAGUUCCCGUUUUACUUCAGAAGUUUUAAGUUUUCUAAAAGGGAAUAACUACCUGAAAAAAUCGUCUAAAGAUGUCGAAGGAACGCGCGUCUCGGAGGUUUUAUCGUAUGGACAGCACCCACGACCUGUCAGGAUUCCUGGACCGAGGACACACCGCAGAGCAGGAAAACAGAUGGAAUUUCGAGGCUGCCUGGGAAGUUGCCAAUAAAGUUGGUGGAAUUUACACAGUGAUCAGAUCGAAGGCUUACGUAUCCACCGAAGAAUUGGGAGAUCAAUAUUGUAUGAUUGGUCCAUUCAAAGAACAAUGCGCCAGAACAGAAGUAGAAGAGGCUGAAUUCCCCCUGCACAAUCCUCUCCGAACAGCAGUCCAGAGUAUGAGAGAUCAAGGAUACAAAGUGGUGACAGGUACAUGGCUGGUUGACGGAAACCCCCAGGUGAUUUUAUUCGAUAUUGGAUCAGCAUCGUGGAAACUGGACGAGUACAAGCAGGAAUUGUGGAGUUCCACCAACCUGGGGAUUCCUCAUCUGGACAUCGAGGCAAACGACGCUGUCAUAAUGGGAUACCUAGUGUGCCAGUUUAUAUCUGAAUUCAGAAAAGCUGCUGAGAGUUACUCCAGUCAGCCCCCCAGAAUCCUGGUUCACUGUCACGAGUGGCAGGCAGGUGUUGGCAUCAUCGCCCUCAGGACAAGACACGUGGAUGUUGCCACUGUAUUCACAACUCAUGCGACUCUCCUCGGGCGAUACCUCUGCGCUGGAAAAACUGACUUUUAUAAUAAUCUGGAUAAAUUCAACGUCGACGAAGAGGCGGGUAAACGUCAAAUUUACCACCGAUACUGCAUGGAAAGAGCAGCAGCUCAUCUCUGCCACGUGUUCACCACUGUCUCCGAUAUCACUGGAAUCGAGGCAAAACAUUUGCUCAAACGCGAUCCAGACAUCAUAACUCCGAAUGGUCUAAAUGUCAAGAAGUUCUCAGCACUCCACGAAUUUCAAAAUCUUCAUGCAGUUAGCAAAGAGAAAAUUCACGAAUUUGUACGUGGACAUUUCUACGGUCACUUUGAUUUCGAUCUCGAUAAGACUCUGUAUUUCUUCACUGCCGGACGCUAUGAGUUUGGAAAUAAGGGAGCGGAUAUAUUCAUCGAGGCACUUGCCAGACUCAAUCAUUAUUUAAAAACGUCCAAGCCCGAUGUGACGAUCGUUGCAUUUAUGAUAUUCCCAGCGCGCACGAAUAAUUUCAAUGUCGAGUCACUCCGUGGACACGCGGUGACAAAAUCCCUGAGGGAUACCAUAAACACUAUCCAACAGGAUAUUGGUAAGAGGAUGUAUGAAUUGUGUUUAUCCGGAAGACUGCCCGAUGCUCAGGAUUUACUUCUGAAAGACGACAUAAUUAAAAUAAAGAGGUGUUUGUACGCUCUACAACGAAAUGGUCUCCCACCGAUUACGACUCACAAUGUAGUCGACGACUGGAACGAUCCGAUCUUGACAGCAAUUCGCAGAUGCAAUUUAUUCAAUACCGUUCAUGACAGAGUCAAAAUUGUCUUUCAUCCCGAAUUCCUGUCCUCUACGAAUCCGCUGUUUGGCCUGGACUAUGAAGAAUUCGUCAGGGGAUGCCACUUGGGGGUUUUUCCCUCCUACUAUGAGCCAUGGGGAUACACUCCAGCUGAAUGCACCGUCAUGGGCAUCCCCAGCGUUACAACAAAUUUAUCUGGUUUCGGUUGUUUCAUGCACGAUCACAUCGCUGACCCCAUGAGCUAUGGCAUUUACAUCGUGGAUCGACGUUUCAUUGAUGUUGAAGCUAGUGUUCAGCAGUUGGCGCAGUAUAUGUUCGAUUUUGCGCGUCUCAGUAGGAGACAGAGAAUUAUUCAACGAAAUAGAACAGAGCGGUUGAGUGAUCUUCUUGAUUGGAGAAAUCUGGGAGUUUACUAUCGUCAAGCGAGGAUAAAGGCACUCACGACAGUUUAUCCAGAAUUCGCUUCUCAAUUUUCUGAUGAGAAUGUUGGGAAAUUCAGUUAUCCUAGACCAUUCAGUGAACCACCUUCUCCUUCUUCCUCUCGUAUCACAACUCCAGCUGCCUCUGUUCACGGAUCCGAUGACGAGGACGAAGUGGAUGACGAGAAAGAGCUCGAAGAACUGAGACAGGCUAAUGGACGAUAAGCCCAUCGAGACGAAUGGGAUUGCAGAUUUAUUUUGUUAGAUUUUUAAUGUUAGUUUUACUUUCGAUGCUAUCGAUAUUAUAUUGUGUGGACAAGAGACUAUUUUCGAGAGAUAGAUGCACAACUGGUUGACAUUCUUCAUAUUUUUGAAUUCCAGUUUGACUUGUUUGGAUUGGAAUCGUUAUAUUGUGGGGCUUACGAUAGUCCCCCAUCGCUUCUUUGGAAUCCAUUUCUGAAUAAAUGAAAAAUUAUAGAUUAUAUAGA